Molecule: messenger RNA, 3125 nt
Organism: Trichogramma pretiosum
Lineage: Eukaryota; Metazoa; Arthropoda; Insecta; Hymenoptera; Trichogrammatidae
Gene: slif
Product: high affinity cationic amino acid transporter 1
Exons: 10
Coding region: 1-1797 (598 amino acids)
Biological process (GO): amino acid transport; transmembrane transport
Cellular component (GO): plasma membrane
Molecular function (GO): amino acid transmembrane transporter activity
Source: RefSeq, a predicted model, not a curated record
AUGACUUGCAGGAGACUGUGGAGGGCUCUGUCGAGGCGGCGCGUCGACGACGACCAAGCCGGAAAGAGCGAGCUGGCCCGAGUCCUCGGGUUGAUCGACCUCACGGCUCUGGGCGUCGGUUCCACCCUCGGUCUCGGCGUUUACGUCCUGGCCGGUAGCGUGGCCAAAGAGACCGCUGGCCCGGCAGUCUGCAUAUCUUUUCUCAUAGCGGCGAUCGCCUCCGCUUUCGCUGGGAUGUGUUACGCUGAAUUUGCUUCACGAGUACCGAAAGCCGGUUCAGCCUACGUAUACAGCUACGUGACGGUCGGCGAAUUCAUCGCCUUCGUGAUCGGAUGGAAUUUGAUAUUGGAAUAUGUCAUAGGCACGGCAAGCAUGGCAAGGGGUGUGAGCAGUUACAUCGACGUACUCACGAAUUACACGAUCGAGAGAGCUUUGCACGGGGCCAUGCCGAUUCGAGUAUCGUUCUUGUCGCAAUAUCCCGAUUUCUUCGCCAUGGGCAUGGUCAUUUUGUUGACUUUGUUUCUUAGCGUGGGGGUCAAAGAGUCCUCGAUGCUCAACAACAUUUUCACGACCAUCAAUUUGGUGACGAUAUCGAUUAUCGUUGUAUCUGGCAUUAUCAAAGCGGACACGAACAAUUGGUUCAUCGAUCCAAGCGAUAUACCCGCGAACGUAACCAAUCCAGGAAACGGUGGUUUCAUGCCCUUCGGAAUCAAGGGUGUCAUGGAGGGCGCAGCCAUCUGCUUCUACGGCUUUGUCGGAUUCGACGCGGUCGCCACUACUGGCGAGGAGGCCAAAAAUCCUCAGCGCAACAUACCCCUCGCCAUCGUCUUCUCUCUGGCCAUAAUUUUUCUGGCUUAUUUCAGUAUUUCGACCGUACUCACGAUGAUGUGGCCCUACUACGCCCAGGACCCUUUGGCGCCAUUUCCUCACGUUUACGAUCAGAUCGGCUGGCCCGCCAUCAAGUGGAUCGUCAACAUAGGCGCGAUCUUUGCUCUCUGUACCAGUCUGUUGGGGGCAAUGUUUCCACUGCCAAGAGUGCUCUAUGCCAUGGCCAGCGACGGUGUCAUUUUUAAAUUCCUGGCCAGAGUUCAUCCACGAACUAUGACGCCUGUCCUCGGCACUGUACUCUCGGGGGUUCUAACAGGGAUAAUGACUUUACUAUUCGAUCUUCAGCAGCUGAUUAAUAUGAUGUCUAUUGGAACUCUGCUUGCUUAUACGAUAGUCGCCGUUUCGGUUCUGAUUCUCAGGUAUCAAAGAGAAGAGUCGAGCUCAAAGCCAUAUGCUCCUGAAGCAACUGAACCUUAUUCAACUUCGAGUAGUUACUUUAAGCAGAUACUCAAUCUUCACAAUCAAAAAGAACCCAGCGAUUUUUCCACUUUAACAGCCAAAUACGGAGUUUUGAUUUUCAGUAUUCUCGUCUUCAUUGUUGGCUUACUGGUGAACAAUUUCAAUGUAUUCGAAGGAGACGCUUCAUCAUUCAUAUUCGCCAUAUUCGUGCUUUUGGCUAUUCUUGUCGCGGCUACGAUCGGCAGGCAACCGGUUCAAGAAUCUGAUUUAUCGUUCAAAGUGCCCUUGGUUCCAUUAAUACCUUGUUUGAGUAUACUCAUUAAUCUCUACUUGAUGCUUCAACUCGACUUUUAUACGUGGAUAAGAUUUUUGGUUUGGAUGAUUAUCGGAUUUUGCAUAUACUUCUUUUAUGGAGUGCACAACAGCGCUCAAGGCGAACGAGAUCGCUUGGAAGCUGAAAAUUUAGCUCGUAAAUAUGCUGAUCAAGUUCAAACAAUUUCAAAAUGUUGAUGUGAAAUUGCAUCCACAGCAAUCGAGAUGAUGUCUUACGAGUCAGCAGUAUUACCAAAAAAUGAAAACUUUUAGCUACAAAAAAAAUUAAUUAAUAAGAGACUGGGGCUCGAUUUUUUUACCGUAUUUAAUGAUUCAUGAUUGCAAUUGUUUUGAAAACAGGUCCCGUUUCAAAACAAAAACAGAGAAAUAAGUGAGGAACGUUUAUUUUUUCCACUAUAUCUUAUCACUUAAGAACCUCGAUAGGUGCUCAUUGGAUCCAAAGUUUACGUAAAAUUUUUUCCUUUUAGCCGCGAAUUAUAAUAGAUUAAGUUGAAUGAAUUGUUUGGGACUUAUAUUUCGGAAAAAAACACAAAAACCCGAGCAGCUUGCUUUACAAGUCUCGCUCAAUGUGUACAUUAGCAAAAAAAUGUAACGUUAAUUUAAAAUAUUUAAGAUUACAUUUGGGACGUCUGAGCGGGUGUGAAUGUAAACAUAUAAAUUAUUUUAAUUUACCAAGUUUUUUGAUAAUGACGGGCUGUGCGAAUUCAUCGUUUUAUAAUCCCAAUUAUCAAAUUGUGCAAGUCAACUGUAGAAAAACAUUUUUGUGGAUUGUAUUAUUCAUGUAAAUAGAUGCCCAAUGAUUCAUAUGAUGAAAAAAUAGACACAGUAUCUUUGUGUAAAUAUGUACUUAAGCGUGCUGCAUUCGAGCUAUUCAAAUAUAAAUUUAAUGCAACUGUAAAAAAGAAAUAAGUAUAACAAUUUAACUGUACAGAUGUUUAUUUCAUAUAACCAAAUAGACUUAUAUUUAAAUAUAUCUUUAUAAACAGAAUUUUAUACCAACCAAAAUAAAUGAUGUUGGUAAUGAUCGAUUAUAAUAAUUAUAAUGCCAAGGCAUACAUAAUGAGUAAUUCAAGUCUCAGCGAUUCUUUGAAUAUAUAUUACUGGUAUUAAAUACAACAUUGAAUGAAGAAAAAAUAUUUUUGAGAAUUCUCAUAAAGAUUAACAUUUAUCAUAAAUGCAAGCGAAUUAGGUUGAGGAGAUAUAACUCAAAAUAUUAUUAGUAGCUGAAAACUAAUAUAUUCACUAGCCAAAAAUCAUGGAAUGAUUAGGAUCAUAAUGUAAAUUUUAAAUUAAAAAUCAGUAAUGAGAAAUUAGAUGAAAAAUACUACUUUGAGAUCACAUUGUUAAAAAUAAAGGUAGUGCGUCACUCCUAAUGUACCAUUGUUCAAAAGUCUCAUUUUGAGUUACUACUGAGAUUCUAUGUAAAGGAAUAAAUACACCUAUGCAAUAACAAAAAAAUUAUCCUUAAUUGUGUAGAGCAUUUAAGACUUUUUUCAUUUUCUAAU